Messenger RNA from Gamsiella multidivaricata, 1031 nucleotides. Its product is annotated as TPR-like protein. Gene Ontology annotation, cellular component: EMC complex. Gene Ontology annotation, molecular function: protein binding. The record is from RefSeq and is a predicted model, not a curated record. Lineage: Eukaryota; Fungi; Mortierellomycota; Mortierellomycetes; Mortierellales; Mortierellaceae. The transcript is spliced from 6 exons. Bases 88 to 924 code for a protein of 278 amino acids. Gene Ontology annotation, biological process: protein folding in endoplasmic reticulum.
CCUGCCUUUUCCCUCGAGGCCUCAUCACUCCCAUCACUCCCAUCACUCAGCAACCAACACGCCUCAACAAACAACACAGGAAACAGCAUGGUCAACGCCGCAAAAGUACUCCAGGACCUGCGUGCUUCCGCAGAGCGCAGGCCUGAUGUCGUCGUCAGACUCGGGAAACCACUGGUCGAGAGCGGGGCGGUCCUCAAACUCGAUGUCGAUGCUUGGCUCGUGUACGAACAGGUCGCUAUCGCAGCAUUGGACCUUGGCGACGACGUGCUGGCUCUUAAAUGCAUUCAAGCACUCGAGAAAAAGUUCCCUGGAUCUGCUCGUGUGCGUCGCUUGCAUGGAAUGCAGCUGGAAGCUGUUGGCAAAUUGAAAGAGGCAGGAGAGAUCUACAAAACGAUCCUUCAGGAGGACGAAACCAAUGUCCUCGCUGCAAAGCGACAGGUGAUGCUUUUGCGUGCGAUGGGAUUGCCCUCAGAAGCCAUUGCUGCUCUGGUCAAGUACUUGGAUGUCAAUUAUACCGACUUUGAGGGUUGGCUGCAAUUAGCCGAUCUAUACCUCGAGGAGUUAAUGUACUCGCAAGCAGCGUUCUGCAUGGAGGAGGUCAUCAUGCUCCAACCUCAGAAUCAUAUCUUCCACUUGAAGUACGCUGAGAUUCUGUAUGCACAAGAAAACGUCCCCUUGGCGUUAAAACAGUUCUGCCGUGUGGUUGAGUUGUGCAAAGAUCAUGUGCGCGGUCUCUAUGGCAUCAAAUUGUGCACGUCGCGUUUGUUGAAAGCUGCGCCGUCAAAAGACGCUGCUGUUACUUCCCCAGAGGACCUGAAGGCAAUCGACUUGUUGGCUACAGAGCGUUUGCUUACAGUAUACGGAUCAGGAAAUACUGCGGCCUCUGUCAAGGCUGCCAGCGCCAAGUGGAUCGAAAGCGUGUAGAAUGAAGGAAUGGAGAAAGCAGAUGGUAAUGGACCGUUUGCCACAUAGAUAUCUAAUGCAGCAUUGCCUCUUUGUAAUAAAAUCUCAUCAAAAGUGAACGAUAUCAA